Messenger RNA from Coffea eugenioides, 962 nucleotides. RefSeq lists its product as uncharacterized. The record is from RefSeq and is a predicted model, not a curated record. Bases 356 to 643 code for a protein of 95 amino acids. NCBI's taxonomy places the organism in Eukaryota, Viridiplantae, Streptophyta, Magnoliopsida, Gentianales, Rubiaceae. The transcript has 2 exons.
CCAACGCAACGGUUAAAACAUAAACUCAAGACGGACGGACGGACGGACUGACUGACUGACUCCCCACUCCCCCAACUUCAAAAAUCCACACACGACACGCCACAAGAGUGACCAUUACUCCUUCAACAGAGCUCUCCCCCGCAAAAAAGAAAAAGAAAAAGAAAAACUUGUACUCGAAAGCUUCUUUCUUUCUUUCUCUGCUUUCUUCGGUUGAGAGUGAAUUUCUGUUGAUGCAUAAUAGUUUGAAGAGAGAAUUGAACAAGGCAUAGGUCUGGCCGGGUUAAGGGUGUUUUUCAGCCGACUCGGAGGAAGGAGUAAUAACACUAGUAGGAAGAGGAGAAAACUGAGGGUAAAGAUGAUGGAUUGGUGGCAUAAAAUGGUUUUUCCUGUAAGAAGAGUUUGGAUUGCUGUUUCUGCACGCGUCAAAGCUCGCAAAAAUGGUGCUGGACUUUUGAAACUCAGGGAUGACAUACAAACUUGUGGAUACGAGGACGUCCAAGUGAUGUGGGAAAUGCUUAGGAGAACCGAGUCGGAGUUGAUGUCUCGCCACGCUAAGCGUAAGCAGCACCGUCAUUUCUGGAGGAUCUUCAUAUGGUCCAACCAUAAUCAUGCCUCGUCCUUCGCCUCAAAUCCUGCUCAGUGAGCCAGCCCAGUUUUACUCCAAUAAAGCAAAAAAAAAGUCCUGAUGACAUUCCACAGCAAGUGUUUUUCAUGGAUGGAAUCAUCAUUUCUCCAGCCUCCAGCCUGCAAAGUGUUUUACAUGGACGGUUCAGACCACACCGCUUAUAGCAUGUUCAUACUCUACCUAUAUGAUGUAUUUCAUCCCUCUUCCCUGAACACAUAAGAGGUCAGAUGAAUGUGUGUUACAUUGACAAAAGUCAGAUGUAAAUAUUAUUGUGUUUUGUCAUGAUCCACAAUCAUCUUACAGCAAAAAGAAAUUCCAAUAAGUUCAUUUUUCCUAA